UCUUGGCUCAAACGUGUCUAUUCCAUCGUGACGAACGGAUUGCUAUCAUGAUCGUCAGUUCAUUAUUUUUCCUGAUGGCGAUGGUGAGCCCCGCAAUCGCUGUAUUACCUCCAUACAUUAAAGCAUGUAAGCGACGCGAUCCUGACAUAAAUAACUGCAUUACAAAGACCAUUGAUGAUCUGCGGGAGAAAUUGGCAGCAGGAAUACCUGAAUUGGAGGCACCAGCUAUCGAGCCACUCACCUUGAAGCAAAUUCGACUGCUACGAGGCCCUCAAGGUGCCCGAUUGGAUGUUAAUCUCACUAACAUUCAGGUACGAGGCCCGUCGAAAUUCAAAGUGCGUGACUUGAAAGCUAACACUGAAGAUGUGGAGUUUACAUUUACUGUAAGUUUUGAUGUACUGAAAUUCAGUGGAAAAUAUCAGAUUGAUGCUAGACUGCUGUUGUUGAGGCUCGCUGGUAGUGGUGAUCUUCAUGGAAAUUUCACUGGUUAUGAGUCAAGCGUAAUCCUGCGAGCAAAUAAAAUCAAGCGAGAUGGCAACAUCUACCUUAACUUCGAAAAAAUGAAGCUGAAUAUAAAAAUAGGCACAGCCCACAUAUAUCUCAAUAAUCUAUUCGGAGGUGAUCCAAUAUUAGGUCCAGCAAGUAACCAAGUGCUGAAUGCAAACAGCAAUUUAUUAAUCGACGAAUUGCGACCAGUUUUGGAAGAAGCUCUCUCUGAUUUAUUUACUGAAGUGGCCAACAAAGUUACUAGAUCAUUCACAUACAACGAAUUGUUUCCCCUCGAUUAAAUUUACAUUGAAUCAAUCAAUUGCUCAAUUAACCAAUUACAAUUUCAUUGGUAUAA
Messenger RNA from Fopius arisanus, 844 nucleotides. Its product is annotated as putative beta-carotene-binding protein. Lineage: Eukaryota; Metazoa; Arthropoda; Insecta; Hymenoptera; Braconidae. The record is from RefSeq and is a predicted model, not a curated record. The transcript has 6 exons. Bases 48 to 788 code for a protein of 246 amino acids.